Messenger RNA from Amphimedon queenslandica, 990 nucleotides. RefSeq lists its product as uncharacterized. The record is from RefSeq and is a predicted model, not a curated record. Bases 1 to 990 code for a protein of 329 amino acids. Lineage: Eukaryota; Metazoa; Porifera; Demospongiae; Haplosclerida; Niphatidae. Gene Ontology annotation, molecular function: protein binding. The transcript has a single exon.
AUGUCUUCUCUCGAUCUGAUAAGAUCUGCUUUCUCUGAGAUGCUGCAGGCUAAAAUAGCCACCAAAGCUGAACUUUUAGCUGAAGGGGUGGCACUAGACAAGCCAAAUUCGCCAGUAAAGCUUACAGUGCAAGAUCUCUUCCAGCUAACAUAUCGCGUGAAAGGAAAGCCAUCUGAUUCAUCCACCAUUUUACCAGGCCCAGACAAAGCGAUAGGACACGUUAUUAUCAAAUUUCUACAAGGCAACACUUUCAGCGUACCCAUUGCCACUGACACGACCAUUGGUUGCGUUCAAGAUGCUGUUGCCACUCACGUCGACUACAGACCAGAGGAAGUACGACUCAUUUAUGGUGGAACGACAAUCACAGACACACCUGAUUUCCCUCUAAGGGAACGUGGUAUUGGCUGCAAUGACGUCUUGUGCUUAAUCAUCACUCCCAAUGAGGACUCUCCCAUUGGAGGUGGGAGUGGCUCCGUCCCUUCCCUAUAUAUUGAUGAUGAUCUGCUCCACCCAUCCUAUGAUUACGAUUUUACGUCACUCAAUGAUGCCGGGAGCAAGUUUUAUCGCGGGGGAUAUGAGUACAAGCGCCCUUGUGGCUGGAGGCGCUUUGCUUUGAAGGUACUCGGGAAAUAUGGUGGGGACGAGAAAUGGCUUGGCUCAACUGGGAGGUCUGGUGUAGGGGAGUGGCCUGUUUCAUACCACGGGAUCCAGUUAGCAUCUAGUAGUGGAUCUGGUGCUUUGGAUCACGAGUCCAGACGGGAUCGUUUUGGGCGGGGUCACUACUCAUCACCAAACGUAUCAGUUGCCGAGAAGUAUGGUACAAGGUUUUCUCAUGGUGGGGUAGAAUAUGUAAUGGUCCUUCAGAAUCGCGUUAAUUCUGAUACCACAACAAUGAUUAGUAAAGAUAAAACACAAGAUCUUGAUGAGUACUGGAUUACAGCUAAUGGAGAAGACAUAAGGGCAUAUGGGAUUUGCAUUAAGAAGAUUUGA